This is a messenger RNA of Lates calcarifer (barramundi perch), 1063 nucleotides long. It is a transcript of the gene med20, whose product is annotated as mediator complex subunit 20. Lineage: Eukaryota; Metazoa; Chordata; Actinopteri; Centropomidae. Bases 70 to 705 code for a protein of 211 amino acids. The record is from RefSeq and is a predicted model, not a curated record. The transcript has 4 exons. Gene Ontology annotation, cellular component: mediator complex. Gene Ontology annotation, biological process: regulation of transcription by RNA polymerase II. Gene Ontology annotation, molecular function: transcription coactivator activity.
GGAAGACAAAUCUUGUAACCCGGAAGUACUCAACAGAAAGACUCGACUGCAACUGGAGGCAAAACAUCAAUGGGAGUCACUUGUGUGUGCCAGGUGCCUGUGGCGGAGGGGAAGAGUGUCCAGCAGACAGUGGACAUCCUGCACAAGAAGCUGGAGCAGCUGGGUGCCGUGAAGCAGGGCAGCUUCUGUGUAGACUGUGAGACAUACCAUGCCACAGGAAAUGUCAGCGGUCAGCCCUCCAAGCUCUUAUAUGUGAUGCACAACUCUGAAACUCCCCUGAGCUGCCUGGCCCUUUUUGAAGGUGGACCCUGCCUCAUAGCUGAUGCUAACUUUGAUGUCCUCAUGGUGAAGCUAAAAAGCCACUUCCAGAACGCCAAAGGCCACAAGGUGGAGUGUCGAGGUUCAAGAUACCGCUACUGUGACUUCCUGAUAAAAGUCGGCACAGUGACAAUGAGCUCCAGUGCCAGAGGGAUAUCAGUGGAGGUGGAGUACUGUCCCUGUGUGGUCCCAGGGGACUGCUGGAAUCUCAUGAAAGAGUUCAUGCAGUCCUUUCUUGGCCCCAGCGUCCCUGAACUGCCGUCUGUGUUUGCUGCCAAGCCUGAAGGACUCUUUGCUCCGGCAGACAGCGUUGACACCAUGACUCAGUACCUGGAGUUGUUUAACAAGCUUCGUAAGCUGCAACUCCCUGGAAGUAACGUGCGUUGAACUGUCAGUGGGAAUGGAGAGAUUUAUUUUUUUUAUGUUUGUAUUGAUAUCGCUUUAAUUCUGGUCCUAUGGAUCAGCAUGGUAUCUGGGCAUUUUUGAAAGCCUGGGGUUUUAUUUCCACUUCUAGAGCCUCAACAUUGUAAUGCACCUCCCUGUUUGAUGAAAACACCUUGUAUUAAAGAGACCAAGUGGAGAACAGCAGCCACAAUCUCUGUGUUUCUAUUUCCUGUGAUAAUCUGUACAGAAUCACACUGUACACACAUGUACUUCAAAUGUCCUCUUGGUGGGGUUAUAACCUUUUCAAGAGAUGUUACACAAGGUCCUUUCUCAGCCGACAAUAAAAUUACAUGUAAUUGAU